AUGGAGGAAGAACGUCGAGUUCUCUUCGGAAAAUACGAGAUGGGGAGGCUUUUAGGCAAAGGAACCUUCGCGAAGGUCUACUACGGCAAAGAGAUCACCAGCGGCGAGAGCGUCGCCAUCAAAGUCAUCAACAAGGACCACGUACUGAAACGACAAGGCAUGAUGGAACAAAUCAAACGCGAGAUCUCGAUCAUGAAACUCGUUCGCCACCCAAACAUCGUCGAGCUAAAAGAAGUCAUGGCCACCAAGACCAAAAUCUUCUUCGUCAUGGAGUUCGUUAGAGGCGGCGAGCUUUUCGACAAAAUCUCCAAAGAAGGCAAGCUCCACGAGGACGCGGCUCGUAGAUAUUUCCAUCAGCUAAUCUCAGCCGUUGAUUUUUGUCAUAGUAGAGGCGUCUCUCAUCGCGAUUUAAAACCUGAGAAUCUCCUCCUCGACGAGAACGGAGAUCUGAAGAUCUCCGAUUUCGGAUUAUCCUCGCUCCCGGAGCAGAUCCUCCACGACGGACUGCUCCACACGCAGUGCGGAACGCCGGCUUACGUGGCGCCGGAGGUGCUGCGUAAGAAGGGGUACGACGGCGCGAAGGCGGAUAUAUGGUCGUGCGGCGUCGUUUUGUACGCGCUUCUCGCCGGAUGCUUGCCGUUUCGCGACGAGAAUCUGAUGAACAUGUACCGGAAGAUCUUCCGAGCGGACUUCGAGUUCCCGCCGUGGUUUUCGCCGGAGUCGAGGAGGCUCGUCUCGAGGCUCCUCGUCGUCGAUCCCGAUCGACGGAUCUCGGUGACGGAGAUCAUGCGAACGCCGUGGCUCCGGGAAAACUUUAAUCCGCCGCUAGCUUUCGAAAUCGACGAUCGGGAAGAGACGGAGGCGGUUUCGCCGAAGUUCUUCAACGCCUUCGAGUUCAUCUCCUCGAUGUCGUCGGGGUUCGAUCUGUCGAGCUUGUUCCAGAGCAAGAGGAAGGUUCAGUCGGUGUUCACGUCGCGGUCCUCGGCGGCGGAGAUAAUGGAGAAGAUCGAGACGGUUACGAAGGAGAUGGACAUGAAUGUGAAGACGACGAAGGAUUUCAGAGUGAAGAUUGAGGGGAAAACGGAAGGGAGGAAGGGACGGCUGUCGAUGACGGCGGAAGUGUUCGAAGUGGCGCCGGAGAUGUCAGUGGUGGAGUUCUGCAAAUCGGCGGGAGAUACUCUCGAGUACAAUAGGUUUUACGAAGAAGUUAGGCCUGCGUUAAACGACAUCGUUUGGUCAUGGCACGGCGAUAAUACCGCGGUUAAUCAAAUACCCGAUGGUCAUGGCACGGUUUAA
Molecule: messenger RNA, 1296 nt
Organism: Brassica napus (rape)
Lineage: Eukaryota; Viridiplantae; Streptophyta; Magnoliopsida; Brassicales; Brassicaceae
Product: CBL-interacting serine/threonine-protein kinase 5-like
Biological process (GO): signal transduction; protein phosphorylation
Molecular function (GO): protein kinase activity; ATP binding
Source: RefSeq, marked provisional